GAAAUUUCCACGGGAAGAAAACGUGGAAUAUUUAAAUGUGCGGAAAUUUGCACAUUGCUUUCAUUUAAGAACUCUGCAAAGAGCAAAUAUUAAUUUACUUGUUGGCGUGUUUUCCUUCAAUGAGCGAUCUUUUUAAAUUCACAUUGGUAUGGUUAAUUAGUUAAUUUUAUUUGUUUGAAGCAAACCAGCAUUAUAAAAAUAAAGCCUUUAACAAAAUUGCUUUAAUUUACAAAAGGGGGAUUAAUAAAUUGUGGCGUGAUUAAUUUUGUUGAAAUAAAAAAGCAAAUCGUUAUUGAAUACGCAUUAUCAUCAUAUCUUCACUUAAUCCAGUAAACAAAACAAGUGCAGUACCAACAGCUGAAGCUACUUUUUUCUAUUCGGAUUGACGUAACUGGUGUAAUUUGAGUAAACAAUGAAUCGUAUGACUAUGGGUUCGGUUCGCGUGGCAAGAAGCGGGAAUCUCUUAAAUGAUACAUUUACGGCAGCUAUUCAAUCUACUGCUUCAACGUCAAAUUCAGACUUUACGUAUACAGAUAACGUUCAAUUAAAUUCAUCUGGAAAGGUAUCAUUAAUAAAUAGAACUAUGGUGUCUGCCCCUAACCGCGACGCCUUGAAGUCAAGUAAAAAUUCCGAAGAAGCCUCUGAAAUUGUAAAAAAAUCUGACAUAAUUUGUUUUGAUGUUGAUUCAACAUUAAUCUGUGAAGAAGGAAUCGAUGAGCUUGCAGAUUUUUGUGGUAAAGGUUCGGAGGUAGCACGCGUCACAAAAGAAGCCAUGGGAGGUGCAAUGUCUUUCCAAGAUGCCUUAAAUAUAAGAUUAAAUAUUAUUCGACCAAGUCAAAAGCAGAUCAAUGAGUUUCUCCAACAACGCCCUUGUACGUUAACUAAAAAUAUUAGAGCUUUUAUAGAAAAAUUAAAAGCGGAAAGGAAAGAAAUUUAUCUAAUUUCGGGAGGAUUUCAUUGCUUGAUCGAUCCUAUUGCAGACGAACUGGGAAUACCACGAAAUCAUAUAUUUGCAAAUAAAUUGCUUUUCUAUUUUAAUGGUGAUUAUGCAAGCUUCGAUACUACAGAGCCUACUUCAAAAAGUGGCGGCAAAGCGGAAGCAGUUUCGAUUAUUAAACACUGCCAUCCCAACGCUAAUAUUACAAUGAUUGGUGAUGGUGCGACGGAUUUGGAGGCAUCACCUCCUGCGAACAAUGUUAUUGGUUUUGGUGGCAAUGUGCUGCGGAAUGAAGUCCAUCAGCGGUCACAGUAUUACAUUAUGGAUUUUGCCCAAUUGUUGUGAUGUAACCUUUUUCAGGAAAGGAGAUUGCGCAUUAUGGGAUAUUCUACAUCAAUGUAUUUUCAAAAUGUAUAAUUUACCUUUAGUUAAUAAGUAGUAAUAUAUUUAAAAUUAAACAUGAAUUAUACCUGAAUUUGGAACAUAUAGAAAAAUUAUAUAGAUAUCAACACCCAUGAAUUAUACUUUGUAGCAAAUAUAAAUAAUUACAAAUUGUUAACAAAUUGUGAACUAUGCUCAAUAUAAAAAUGUAUGAUAAUAUGAGUACAGAUAAAUUGAGGUUAUGAAAAUGUGAAUAGAUGUUGAUUGUACAAAUAGUUAUAUAGGAUCGCCCUUGUGGUUGUUAAAAUUACAUUUAUAUAUACAUAAAUAAAAUAAAUGGCAAGGGUCAAAUAAAUACAAAAACCACAUGUA
Molecule: messenger RNA, 1690 nt
Organism: Bactrocera latifrons
Lineage: Eukaryota; Metazoa; Arthropoda; Insecta; Diptera; Tephritidae
Gene: aay
Product: phosphoserine phosphatase
Exons: 1
Coding region: 413-1282 (289 amino acids)
Biological process (GO): dephosphorylation; L-serine biosynthetic process
Cellular component (GO): cytoplasm
Molecular function (GO): L-phosphoserine phosphatase activity; magnesium ion binding
Source: RefSeq, a predicted model, not a curated record